Danaus chrysippus (African queen) is the source of this 378-nucleotide messenger RNA. NCBI's taxonomy places the organism in Eukaryota, Metazoa, Arthropoda, Insecta, Lepidoptera, Nymphalidae. The record is from the annotation of a GenBank genome assembly.
AUGCCGAACAAUAGCAAAACAAUAGAACACGAGAAUGUUAACGAGACUCUUCUAGUCAUUCCGACUGUCGGUAUCCAGAGUUCGGUUAAAUAUGUUUAUGGACAAGAAGAUUACUUUGUACCUUGGUCCAGUAUUGACGAUGUUAUCAUUAAUGAAGUUAUACAGUUGAAUCGAGUACUUUAUUUCCUCACUUUGAUAGUUAAAAGUGGAAGUUCAUCAAAUGAUGGGGAUUCUACAAAAUUAAUACCACUUUUUAAGUACACAAAACCAAGACUUGUGAUGCUUGAAACGAUAUAUUCAGAACUACAAGUUCUGUUGAUGGCAUCUCAAAAGAAGGGACAUGAUUUGGGAUCCGGUGACAAACAGGAUGUUGGUUGA